Messenger RNA from Linderina pennispora, 837 nucleotides. RefSeq names its product phosphoribosylglycinamide formyltransferase. Gene Ontology annotation, molecular function: phosphoribosylglycinamide formyltransferase activity. The record is from RefSeq and is a predicted model, not a curated record. Gene Ontology annotation, biological process: 'de novo' IMP biosynthetic process. The transcript has a single exon. Gene Ontology annotation, cellular component: cytoplasm. NCBI's taxonomy places the organism in Eukaryota, Fungi, Kickxellomycota, Kickxellomycetes, Kickxellales, Kickxellaceae. Bases 204 to 815 code for a protein of 203 amino acids.
AAAAAGGCGAGUCUGAUCCAACCACAGCUCGCCUUGGUUCCUUAUCAGCUCUUUCCAGUCUCGCUUCGAGCCGAGCCGGAAUUCCUGUUGGGAGUCUGCUAACAGCCUGGCUGUGAACAUCUCUGGUACCUAACCCGCACACGCCCUCCUUGCUGCUGCUCUUUAGUUCCCCUUGCUAUUCUUUUUCCCCACUCCCUCUGCCAAUGGUCAAGCAAAUCGUCGUGCUAAUUUCGGGCAGCGGCACCAACCUGCAGGCUCUCAUCGAUGCUGAGCAGCAGAGCCAGCUGGGCGGCCACAUCUCCCUAGUCGUCAGCAACAAAAAGUCUGCCUACGGGCUCGAGCGCGCCGCCAAGGCCUCGAUCCCGACCCACACGCGCACACUCAAAUCGUACAAGGACCAGGGCAAGACGCGCGAGGACUUUGACCGUGAGCUGGCCGAGUACAUUGCAGCCGAGUACUCCCCAGAUCUGGUGGUGCUGGCCGGCUGGAUGCACAUUCUGUCGCCUGGCUUCAUCGACAGGUUCCGCGGCAAGAUCAUCAACCUGCAUCCGGCGCUGCCCGGCGAGCUCGAGGGCGCCCAUGCGAUUGACCGCGCAUUUGACGAGUUCCAACAGGGGAAGCGCCAGCGCACCGGCGUCAUGGUGCACUUUGUCAUCCCCGAGGUUGACAAGGGCGAGCCGAUCCUGACCCAGGAAGUACCGUGCGUUGAUGGCGAUUCGCUGGAGACCCUCGAGGACCGGAUCCACGCUGUCGAGCACCAGCUCCUCCCCAAGGCCGUCAAACUGGUGCUGGACAAGGGCCUGGUGCCGCAGUAAGGGACUGCUUUACAUUCUGGAG